AUGUAUCAUCUUGUCCUGGGUGCCGCUCUGCUGUCUUCUUGUACAGGUAAAUCCUCGGUAUAUGGUGCACCCGAGACAAUCUUUGCCUUUGCUGGUGGGGACGUCAUCUUGCCCUGCAGCUUCGAUAUCACUGCCAUCAAUGACUUUCCAACAAUCGAGUGGUCCAAAGAGGGUCUGCAUCCAAAUGUCAUCUUCCUGUAUCGGGAUGGCUGCGAGACAUAUGAGAUGAAGAAUCGGGCCUUUGAGUACAGGACAAGCUUCGUCACCAAAGAACUGAAAAAUGGAAACAUUUCAUUAAGGAUCUCCAAUGUGCAACUGUCUGAUGCAGGAAAAUAUCAAUGUAUGAGACUGUGGAACAACCCUAACACCCGAGACAUUACGACACUGGAGCUGGUUGUUGGGGCGUCGUCUGAGCCGAAACUCUCAGUAGUUUCAGCUCAAAGUGGAGGAGUGACUCUUCAAUGUGAGGCAAACUGCUGGCUGCCGCAACCAGAGAUAACGUUUCUGGAUGAUCAGGGAAACGACAUUAGUGCUGAGGAGCCAAAAAGAGAUCAAAACCACACCGGAUGUUACAGUGUGAGAAGGAGAGUGACUGUGCAGACUGCUACCAACAGAGUCACCUGCAGAGUUCACCAGCCAAAUACCAGCCACACCAGGAUCACAGAGAUCCUCAUACCAGCUGACUGCCUGAGGUCCUGCACUCUAAUCAUUGGCGCCGCUGUCGGAGUGACCAUUUUAGUGACAAUGUUAUUGUGUGGAUCAGCUGUUCUUAUAUGGGAGAGAUGUCGCAAAUCUGCGGAGAGCCAAAAACCACCCAUGUCCAGACAGGAGUCAGAUGAAAGUAGGAUUACCCUUUCGGAGAGUCGGUUGCUCCUGAAGAAGGGGGACAUAGCGGACAACAAUGUAAACGACACCACUGAGCAACUGAGAAGGAAAGUUGCUGACCUCAAAUCAAAGCUUUGUGAGCAAGACAAAAUCAUCCUCAAACUACAGAAUGAGCCCAAAACUAGGUUGAGUUCUGUCGUAUGCCAGCUCAGCCAGUCAACUAUUCUCUGCAGUCCUUCCAAAUCCUCACUGGAUGCCUCAAAAGUCCUCAGUCCAUCCUCUGACCUCGGCCCUGAAGCCAUAAACGUACCUGUUGACAACAAUCCAAAACCAAUGGCCUCAACCAACAGAAACCCUCCAAAUUCUGGCAAGUUUCCCCUGAACGAGGUAGCAAAACGUGGAAUCUCGAGGCAGAAUAGCAAUCCAACGCCUGGCUAUCCGUUCCAAAGAAAGCAUCGCAAUAACAGCAGCCCAGAUAUUUUUAACUGCACAUUGUCCAGUUCCUCUUCUGCCAGCACGUCAAAGACAAUGUUAGGAGCUAAUGAACAUUCAAAUAGUGAGUCUAGUAGAGCACCACGUCCAAACGCUCCAAGGCUUCAGCGGAGACUAUCCUCCAGUAACCGCUUCUUUCUACUGACGCAUGUGACCGAAGAAGCAGAGAUGUUGGUGUCAUAA
Messenger RNA from Scomber japonicus (chub mackerel), 1500 nucleotides. Its product is annotated as butyrophilin subfamily 3 member A2-like. The transcript has 6 exons. Lineage: Eukaryota; Metazoa; Chordata; Actinopteri; Scombriformes; Scombridae. Bases 1 to 1500 code for a protein of 499 amino acids. The record is from RefSeq and is a predicted model, not a curated record.